Molecule: messenger RNA, 2460 nt
Organism: Arachis ipaensis
Lineage: Eukaryota; Viridiplantae; Streptophyta; Magnoliopsida; Fabales; Fabaceae
Source: RefSeq, a predicted model, not a curated record
AUGUACAGUAUCAGGGAGUUACAAUAUCAAUAGCUUGUUCUAAUUAUAGUCCAGCUCAAUUUGAGGCUCUCCGCCAAUUAAUCCAAUUCCCAAUCCAAAUUAACAAAAUUAUUAUGACCCUUAAUGUAUGCCAUUUUUCCGCAUUCAUUCAUUCACUUUAUCAUAUACUUCUUUUUCUUCAAUAUGUACCAUUUAAUUUCAUUUUUUCAAUUUUAGACAGUAAGUAUAUAUCUUUGAUAAGAACAAAGCAAUUAUGGUAGAGAAUUAGAGGGAGAAAAAAAUGGUUCAGUGAUUAAGGGUCUAUGGUUUUUAGAGUCAAUUAUGGUAAAAGCAAAAGGCUAGUAUUAACCUCACAUUUCAUUCAUUCAUGAAACAAACUCAACAGAUUACUUCCCAUUUCUUUCAACCAUAUCAAAAACAUGCACACCACAUGUUCAAUGAAAGUCCAUUGUGGUCCCUAGACUCCCCCAGGUAGUUUUGUUUACAACAUCUUAUUUUGUUUGAAGGUUUCUGUUCUAUCUUUCAUUGAUCAAGUAGUACUUUUGGUGUUGGUGCUAUAUCAAGAAGAAGAAGCAGGAAAAGGUUUCUUUUGACUUUUUGAAUCUAAUCAACAAUGGUUCGCCAUUUCGGUCAUUCACACAGCAUGCAGAAGUCAAAAUCUUUUCAUUUCAGGAGGAUGUUUGAUAUCCCAAAGAGCCAUAUUCAUGGCUUAUUCGAUAGGGAUAACGACGAAGAUGAUGAAAACAAUAAGAUUUACUCGAGAAGCUACGAGUCAAGAAAUACAUUCGAAGUUAAGCCAAUUGGACGUGUCCUCAAUAAUGAUCAAGCAACAAGUUCAGGUGUUCAAAUACCAAAGAUUCCUCCCAGGCCCCCAACUGAAGCUGACAUGAUCAAGGAUAGGUUUGGUAAGUUACUUUUAGGAGAAGACAUGUCAGGUGCAGGAAAUGGUGUUUCUUCAGCAUUGGCUUUGUCAAAUGCCAUAACAAAUCUAGCUGCAUCUGUUUUCGGAGAAAUAUCGAAGCUGAAGCCAAUGUCUCCAGAUAAGAAGGCCAGGUGGCGAAAAGAAAUCGAGUGGCUUCUAUCGGUGACUGAUCACAUUGUUGAAUUUGCUCCAUCACAGCAGUUAGCUAAAAAUGGAACAACCAUGGAGAUCAUGACGACACGACAAAGAGCAGAUUUGGUCGUGAACAUCCCUGCCUUGCGCAAACUUGAUGCAAUGCUCAUUGAUACCUUGGAUAACUUUAGAGAUCACAAUGAAUUCUGGUAUGUUGAUAAAAGCGACGAGAAGGGCGACGAUAAAACCAGCAAUCAAAGGAAGAAUGACAAGUGGUGGCUGCCAACAGUUAAGGUUCCACCAACAGGUUUGUCAGAUCUAGCUUUGAAAUGGAUACAGUGUCAAAAGGACUCUGUUAACCAGGUUCUCAAGGCAGCCAUGGCAAUAAACGCGCAAGUGCUAGCAGAGAUGGCAAUCCCUGAUAACUAUAUGGAAUCUCUCCCCAAGAAUGGCAGAGAAAGCCUUGGUGAAUCAGCAUACAAGAUCAUUACUGAGGAUUUCUUUGAUCCUGGUCAAUUCCUCCAAACAAUGGACAUGUCAACAGAACAUAAGGUGCUUGACCUGAAGAAUAGGAUUGAAGCUUCUAUAGUUAUAUGGAAAAGGAAGAUGAACAACAAGGAUAGUAGCAAAUGGAGUUCAGCAGUGAGCAUGGGGAAAAGGGAACUCUUUGAGGAGAGAGCGGAGACGGUAUUGCUGCUAAUCAAGCAGAACUACCCAGGACUUCCACAAUCUCAACUUGAUAUUUGCAAAAUCCAAUAUAACAAGGAUGUGGGACACGCCAUUCUAGAAAGCUACUCAAGAGUAAUAGAAAGCCUAGCUCACACAGUUAUGUCAAGGAUUGAGGAUGUCUUAUAUGCUGAUUCAUUGACACGUAAUCCGUCAUUGGCAGUGAGUAAAAACAGGAGGUUCUCACCUGUUUCUUCGUCUGCAAGUGGGGAGAGAUCCCCAAAUGCUGAGGAAGAAGAGGCAGGAACCUCACAACAUUCUGACGAGACACCAACGGCAUCAAUGACUCUCUCAGACUUCAUGGGUUGGAGUGCAUCCAAGGAAGGGAGUGAUCAUGUAAAGACUACAGGAGACUUAGAUGAAAGCUUAGCAACAACACCAAAGAGAGCAUACUAUGUGGAUAAGCUUGAAAGCUUGACUUCGAUGAAAAGUCCUAUAGGCCGAGAUUGAUGUUAAUAUCAAAGAAGGAGCAAGGUAGAACACAAAUAAACAACAUUUACAGAGCAGAUGUAGACACCCAAUAUAGAGUCUUAUGCUUCUUAAAUAUCAGGCUUGUACAUUAUUUCAGUCAGGCUCUUAGGUUUUGAAUUUUCUGCACUGCUUGUAAAUUCUUUAUUCCUUUACUUCUUUAAGGUAGUGGAAGAUUUGUGCUGCUUCUGGUGUAUAUAUUUAGUAUUUCA